Molecule: messenger RNA, 279 nt
Organism: Adineta ricciae
Lineage: Eukaryota; Metazoa; Rotifera; Eurotatoria; Adinetida; Adinetidae
Source: the annotation of a GenBank genome assembly
AUGCCUUGGCGUUCGUUGAUGCGUUAUUUGACGAACAAUGAAGAACUGAUUCGACGCCUAUCAGAAUCUUACCCCAUUCGACGAGCAGCACAGCUAACAGCUUACUUCUUCAAUGUAGGCAAAGAUAAAUUUAUUGAACAUCGAGAUACAUGGACGAAUUACAAGAAUUUACGUCAACAACAAGAAAAGGGUCGAACAUCAUCGUCAUCAUCAUCAACAACAGCCACAAGAAAAUCAACAACAUCAACCAAUAACAAUAAAAGAAAACCUCUUCCUUGA